GCCCCGCUUGGCGUGAGCGAGGCCGGGGCGGCUGGAGACGGGGACCAUCCCGGGCCCGUCGGUGGCCGUUGACCCGCGGCCCCCUCCGGAGGGCCAGGGAGGCCUCGGGGCCGUCGCCAUGGGCAAGGCUCGCAAGGCGGGAGGGAAAGGAAAGGCCAAGGCGGGCCAGACCGGAAGUGGGGCCCAGGACCGGUCCACCAGGGGCAAGGCCAAGGCCAACCACCCCAACCCCUUCGAGGUCAAAGUCAAUCGCCAGAAAUUCCACGUCCUGGGGAGGAAAACCCGCCACGAUGUGGGAAUCCCGGGGGUGUCCCGGGCCAAGGCCAUCCAGAAGCGUACAAAGACUCUGCUGCAAGAAUACAAAGAAAAGGACAAGUCCAACGUAUUUAGGGACAGACGUUUUGGGGAGUACGACAGCAGAAUAAACCCCGAGGAGAAAAUGAUGAAGAGAUUCGCCCUGGAACGACAGCGGAAUCACGGAAAGAAAAGCAUCUACAACCUCAACGAAGACGAGGAGUUGACUCAUUACGGCCAAUCCCUGGCAGAUAUCGAAAAGCUCAACGACCCGGUCGACAGCGACAGCGACUCCGAAGAAAGAGGACUUUUAUCGGCCGAGUUAACGGCCGCCCACUUUGGAGGGGGCGGAGGACUCCUCCGCAAGAAAGCCCCCGGACGGCAGGGUGAGGAGGAGGAGGAGGAGGAGGAGAAGCCCAAGUCGCGGAAGGAACUCAUCGAAGAGCUCAUCGUGAAGUCCAAACAGGAGAAGCGGGAACGACAGGCUCGGCGAGAAGACGCCCUGGAGCUCACCGAGAAGCUGGACAGCGACUGGAAGGAAAUCCAAUCCCUUCUGUCUCGCAAAGCCCCCAAGGCCGAUAGAAAAGAAAAGGACGAAGAGAAGCCCAAGCCGGACGCCUACGACGUGAUGGUUCGGGAACUUGGCUUUGAGAUGAAAGCACAGCCCUCCGACAGAAUGAAGACCGAGGAAGAGCUGGCUAGACAAGAACAAGAGCGACUCAAGGAGCUAGAGGCUGACAGACUCCGCCGAAUGCUUGGAAGAGACGAGGACGACAAGCGCCCGAAACCGAAGCACGCGUCGGCGGACGACCUAAGCGACGGCUUCGUGCUAGAUAGAGACGAUCGCCGAAUGCUGUCCUAUAAAGACGGCAAGAUGAACCAAGAGGAAGCGGACGACUCUGAGGAGGAAGAAGACGGUGAAGAGCGGGAAACAGAUGCCGGCGAAGACGAGGGCCGGGGCGAUGGCGAAAGUGAGGAGGAAGGCGAGGGUCCGGAUAGCCACUCGGACCUCGAGUCCGACGUCGGCAGCGAGAAAGACGCCCUGGGGAACGAGGACCAGAGCCAGGGGAGAUCCCGGGCGGUGGCAGAGGACCUUGGGGACGAGGAGGAUCAGCGGGCCCAAGCGGAGGCUGCCCGGGCGGAGCUCCCGUACACGUUCGCCGCUCCGGAGUCCCUCGAGCAACUGAAGUCUCUCCUGUCGGGGCGAUCGACGGAGCAGCAGCUCGUGGUGGUGGAGAGAAUUCAGAGGUGCAACCACCCGAGCUUUGCGGUGGGAAACAAAGCCAAACUGGAGAAGCUGUUUGGAUUCCUCCUGGAGUACGUGGGGGAGCUGGCAACCAGGGACCCGCCGGAUCUCAAAACAGUCGACAAGAUGGUCUUGCAGUUGUACAACCUGAGCCAGAUGUUUCCCGAAGCUGCAAGCGACGCGGUGAAAUUCGUCCUCAGAGACGCCGCGCACGAGGCGGAGGAGAUGGUCGAAGUCAAGGGCCGGGCAGCGUUUCCGGGGUUAGACGUGCUCAUUCAUUUGAAGAUAACGGCGAUACUCUUUCCAACUUCCGACUUCUGGCAUCCGGUGGUCACGCCUGCUCUGAUGUACAUGAGUCAGCUACUCACUAAGUGCCCCGUCCUGUCCCUCCAAGAUGUGGUUAAGGGGCUUUUCGUGUGCUCUGUGUUUCUGGAGUAUGUGUCCUUAUCCCAGAGGUUUAUUCCUGAACUUCUGAAUUUCCUUCUCGGAAUCCUUCAUACAGCCACGCCCGACCAGAGCCCACGAGGUUACACUCUGGUGCACCCUUUCCGACCUCUGGGAGCAAAUCUGCAGCUGCUCUCGGUUUCUGAUAAAGGGGAUGUGGCCACCUGGCGGAAGAAGCGGUUACCCCUUUCUCUGAUGAAUGGAUUGAAGGAGAGCGGCGAGACGGAAAAAAAUCACAUCAGGUUAUCGUGUGUCGCCCUGUGUUUAGAUCUCGUUAAGAGGUGCGGAACAAUGUACGGCUCCCUGGCGUCCGUUCACGAAAUAAUGAAGCCCAUCGGGACGCUGCUCUCGGGACAUCGGCCGGGGCGCGGGUACCCCGAAGAGCUGCAGGAGCUGAUGGAGAGUGUACUAAAAGAUCUGGCGAACCGAGCCAGAUGUUACCAGCCCCUAGUGUGUGAGAAGAGUAAGCCGGUGCCGUUGAAACUCUUCACACCCAAGAUAGUGAAAGUCCUCGAGUUCGGAAGAAAACAAGGCAGCAGUAAGGAGGAGCAAGAAAGGAAAAGAUUGAUUCACAAGCAUAAGCGUGAAUUUAAAGGCGCCGUCCGGGAAAUUCGCAAAGACAAUCAAUUCCUGGCCAGAAUGCAGCUCUCAGAGAUCAUGGAAAGGGAUUCUGAAAGAAAGAGGAAAGUGAAACAGCUCUUCAACAGUCUGGCCACUCAGGAAGGAGAAUGGAAGGCUCUGAAGAGGAAAAAGUUCAGAAAAUAAAGCAUAGGCUCGGCCAGGGGGGCGUCGUCUUUUCGUCCGCCUCACGGGUGAAUGAAGAAGGCUCUGUUUCCGGAGUGUACGGUCAAUUUCGGUCCUUUACGCGGAACCGGAACUCUUUCGUUAACAGUGUAAAUCAAGUUCCGGGGAUGCCCUUCUGGUGCAUCCGCAGGCUAAACCAACUUGCCCUAAUAAAGUCUGCUUUUUACUGUAAAGAC
Molecule: messenger RNA, 2964 nt
Organism: Ornithorhynchus anatinus (platypus)
Lineage: Eukaryota; Metazoa; Chordata; Mammalia; Monotremata; Ornithorhynchidae
Gene: NOP14
Product: NOP14 nucleolar protein
Exons: 18
Coding region: 119-2749 (876 amino acids)
Biological process (GO): maturation of SSU-rRNA
Cellular component (GO): Noc4p-Nop14p complex; nucleolus; small-subunit processome
Source: RefSeq, a predicted model, not a curated record